This is a messenger RNA of Cuscuta campestris, 1773 nucleotides long. NCBI's taxonomy places the organism in Eukaryota, Viridiplantae, Streptophyta, Magnoliopsida, Solanales, Convolvulaceae. The record is from the annotation of a GenBank genome assembly.
GUAAAAGUCUUAUUUACCAUAGGAAAAGUAGUACUCUGUGGUGUAUAUAAUUCACUAAUUCAGAACUAAAUAAAGGCAAGAGAGAAUUGCAGAGCUUGAAAAAACGGCCGGAGACAAAGAGAAUUGAAGAAGAUGAAGCAGAGCAGCAGCGGCGGCGCCGUUCAUGUGGUGAUGGUUCCAACCCCAUUUCAAGGCCAUCUGACCCCUUUCGUCCACCUAGCACUCAAACUCGCUUCCCACGGCUUCACCGUCACCUUCCUCAACACCCACGCCACCCACGCCAACCUAAUCCGCUCCGCCGCCGCCGCCGGAGAAUCCGCGCCGGACAUUUUCUCCGAUGCCCGGAGCCGCUCCGGGCUGGACAUCCGUUACGCCCUCAUCGGGGACGGGUUCCCCUUGGGGUUCGACCCGUCGACAAACCAAGAGCAGUUCAUCCACGGGUUGUUCCACGUCUUCUCCGCCCACGUCGACGACUUCAUCGACCGCCUCCGGCGGCGUUCCGACGUGGACCCACCGGUGUCGUGCCUCUUGACUGACUCUUUCUUCGUGUGGCCGUCGAUGGUGGCCGAAAAACACGGCCUCCUUAACGUGUCCUUUUGGACCCAAUCGGCUCUGGUUUUCGCCAUGUACCUACACAAGGAGGACCUUUUAACCGCUCAUCGUCACUUUGGUGUAAUCAAACCCAGAGAUUUGCCUUCUCCCCUUCAAAACCCUGAGGGGCCAUGGAAUACGGUUGACACAUACGUAUUGAAAUCACUGGAAGAUGCUGUCAAAGCCGACAUCAUCGUCUCCAACACUGCGUUUGAGCUUGAGUCCUCCACAAUCACUGCACUGCAACAAGAUAGGCCUUUCUACGCGGUCGGCCCGGUUUCCCGAUUCGGCUUACCCGAGGCUGCCGCCACUGUUCCGACUAGCUUUCGGUCGGAGUCGCCCGAUUGCCGCCCCUGGCUCGACGCCAGGCCGGAAAACUCGGUCCUCUACGUCUCCUUUGGGAGUCUUAUAAAUGUUGACAAACACGUGAUUCACGAGAUCGCCCGCGGGCUAGCCCUAAGCGGGGUGAGUUUUCUCUGGGCGAUGCGCAGGGACAUCACGGGUUCAUCUGCGGACGAACCCGAUCUUUUCCCCGCGGGAUUCGGCGGCGAGAUCGAAGGAAGAGGGCUAGUUGUGCCGUGGUGCGACCAAACCGAAGUACUGUCCCACCGGGCGACCGGGGGAUUCUUGACGCACUGCGGGUGGAACUCGGUCUUGGAGAGCGUGUGGUGCCGGGUCCCAAUGCUGUGUUUUCCUCUGUGUUCGGAUCAACCCACGAGCAGGAGACUCGUGGUCGAGGAUUGGAAAGUCGGGAUCAACCUUUGUGAUGGAGGAACGGUGGAGAGGGAAGAGGUUCGAGAGAAAACGAACCGCCUCAUGAGCAGGGGGGAGACAAGGGAAGGAUUGGGAGAGAAGAUGAAAACAACACAGGAGAAACUGCAGAGGGCUGUGUGUGCAAAUGGGUCUUCAGAGAAGCAUUUGGAGGCAUUCAUGCAUGAGCUCAAGCUCAAGACUCAGCAGAAACUCAACUUCACUGAAAAGUAGCUGUCUUCUAGGAUGUGUUUGGUUGGAGGUCACAAAAAAAAGAGAAGAGAAUUAGAAUGGAAGCCAUCCAAGCACAUCCAUUCAGAUUUUCAUAGCCUUAAAACCAAACACACCCUUAAGCUUACCAAGCACCCUCAGUAUGGUGUGUAGUAUCACUGGACAAUAGUUCAUUGACACCAAUAAAUUUGACACCACCGG